AUGUCCGUGUCCCGUCGUCUUCAGAAAGAACUCGGCGACAUCCAGAACUCCGGCGCCAAGGCCUACGGCAAUGUCGAGUACAGCGAGAGCAACCUGCUCCACUGGACCGUCACGCUUCUUCCCGACCAAGAGCCCUACUCCAAGGGCGCCUUCCGCGUCCAAAUCGAUUUCCCCGCCGACUACCCGUUCAAGCCGCCGAAGCUUACCCUCCUAACCAAGAUCUACCACCCAAACGUCGAUGAGCAAGGCCAGAUCUGCCUCGGAAUCGUCCACCCGGACAACUGGAAGCCCGCCACGCGCGCCGAGCAGGUGCUGCUCGCUCUUCUUCAGCUGAUCAACUACCCGGAGCCGGACCACCCUCUUCGCGCCGACGUCGCCGACGAGUACACCAAGGACAAGAAGCGCUUCAUGAAGACGGCCGAGGAAUUCACGAAGAAGCACGCGGAGAAGCGCACCGAU
This is a messenger RNA of Mesorhabditis spiculigera, 459 nucleotides long. NCBI's taxonomy places the organism in Eukaryota, Metazoa, Nematoda, Chromadorea, Rhabditida, Rhabditidae. The record is from the annotation of a GenBank genome assembly.